This is a messenger RNA of Pipistrellus nathusii (Nathusius's pipistrelle), 646 nucleotides long. The record is from the annotation of a GenBank genome assembly. Lineage: Eukaryota; Metazoa; Chordata; Mammalia; Chiroptera; Vespertilionidae.
AUGGCCGCCGCCGCGAUGCUCGCCCGGGCCUGCGGGCCGGUGCGCUGGGCUCUCCGCCGGCAGUUACACACCGUGUACCAGUCCGUGGAGCUGCCCGAGACGCACCAGAUGCUGCGCCAGACGUGCCGGGACUUUGCCGAGAAGGAGCUGUUCCCCAUCGCGGCCGAGAUCGACAAGGAGCACCGCUUCCCGGCGGCUCAGCAAACCCCUGGACAUGGGCCGCAUCGGCAUCGCCUCCCAGGCCCUGGGCAUCGCCCAGGCCGCCCUGGACUGCGCCGUGACCUACGCCGAGAACCGCAAGGCCUUCGGGGCGCCCAUCACCAAGCUCCAGGGCAUCCAGUUCAAGCUGGCGGACAUGGCCCUGGCCCUGGAGAGUGCCCGGCUGCUGACCUGGCGCGCUGCCAUGCUCAAGGACAACAAGAAGCCCUUCACCAAGGAGGCGGCGAUGGCCAAGCUGGCUGCGUCGGAGGCCGCGACCGCCAUCAGCCACCAGGCCAUUCAGAUCCUGGGCGGCAUGGGCUACGUGACGGAGAUGCCCGCCGAGCGGCACUACCGCGACGCCCGCAUCACCGAGAUCUACGAGGGCACCAGCGAGAUCCAGAGGCUGGUCAUCGCCGGGCACCUGCUCAAGAGCUACCGGAGCUGA